This is a messenger RNA of Rhodotorula toruloides NP11, 579 nucleotides long. RefSeq names its product mitochondrial ribosomal protein subunit L28. Lineage: Eukaryota; Fungi; Basidiomycota; Microbotryomycetes; Sporidiobolales; Sporidiobolaceae. Gene Ontology annotation, molecular function: structural constituent of ribosome. The record is from RefSeq and is a predicted model, not a curated record. The coding region runs from base 1 to 579 and encodes 192 amino acids. The transcript has 2 exons. Gene Ontology annotation, biological process: mitochondrial translation.
AUGCUGCGCUCCUCCAGCUCUGCACUGCUCAACACGCUCCAGCGAACACACGCCGCGCCGCGCGCAGCCCGCUCGUACGCCGCCCAGACGUCGACGAGCGCCAAAAAGGCCAAGGGAGGACGGCCCAUCGACACGAUGGCGGGAGACCCGCGAACGCAGUCCAUCAAGACGGUGCUGUUGGAGUCGGACCCGUCAGAGGAGGAACGGUUGGAGGCGCUCCUCAAGGUCAUCCCCUCGCCUGAAGCUCACGAGACGAUCGAGCGCGCCUGGCAACUUCACCUCCGGCACAAGCGAGAAGCGCACCAGGCCGAAAUACAUCGCAAGUACGCCUCAAUGCGCGCCGCGAUGGACCUCCUCGAGGAGACGGACAAGGAGCUUUUCAGGAAGGCGUGCGGCAAGGCGUUCACGACCUUGGAGCAGGCGGACGCGACGAAUGCACGGUUGAACGGGCUGGUCCCGAGGGAAUGGAAGGUUCCGACUGACUUGCCGGCGGGCAAGAUGUGGAAUGCGGAGUGGAAGGCGCCGAAGGUCAGGAAGCCGGAGAUGGCGGCAGCGGCGGAGCAGCGACCAGCAGCAUGA